Elephantulus edwardii (Cape elephant shrew) is the source of this 950-nucleotide messenger RNA. RefSeq names its product chromosome unknown open reading frame, human C21orf91. The record is from RefSeq and is a predicted model, not a curated record. Bases 57 to 950 code for a protein of 297 amino acids. Lineage: Eukaryota; Metazoa; Chordata; Mammalia; Macroscelidea; Macroscelididae. The transcript is spliced from 5 exons.
GGAGGAGCCCGAGCCGCGGAACGGCAGCGGCGGGACGCGGAGCUGGACGGGGCACUAUGAACGAAGAGGAGCAGUUUGUAAGCAUUGACUUGAAUGAUGACAACAUUUGCAGUGUUUGCAAACUGGGAACAGACAAAGAAACCCUCUCUUUCUGCCACAUAUGUUUUGAGCUAAAUAUUGAGGGAGUACCAAAAUCUAAUCUCUUACACACCAGAUCUCUAAGGGGCCAUAAAGACUGCUUUGAAAAAUACCAUUUAAUUGCAAAUCAAGAUUGUCCUCGAUCUAAGCUUUCAAAAAGUACUUAUGAAGAAGUUAAGACAAUUUUGAGUAAAAAGAUAAACUGGAUUGUACAGUAUGCACAAAAUAAGGAUUUGGAUGCAGAUUCUGAGUGUUCUAAAAAUUCCCAGCAUCACCUGUUUAAUUUCAGGCAUAAAUCAGAUAAAAAGUUACUUCCACAGUUUGACUCCCAAGUUCCAAAAUAUUCUGCAAAAUGGAUAGAUGGAACUACAGGUGCUCUCUCAAGCUGUACACAAAGAAUUUUGGAGCAGAGGGAAAGUGCAGACUUUGGGCUUGCUAUAUUACAAAAUUCAGGGACCAGUUUAUGCCAUAAUCGUGUAUUGUGGCCUCACAAUCAUAGCCAGCCACAGGAAAAAGAAGAGACAAUCUCUGUUCCAGAGGCUCAUGUGCAGACCCAGCAUCCACAGUACAGCAAAGAGGAAUUGAAUUCAAUGACUCUUGGCGAGGUGCGACUACUGAAUACAAAGCUCCGACAACAAAUCCAGGAAGUUUUUGAAGAAUUAACACUUCAAGUUCAAGAAAAAGAUUCUUUGGCCUCAGAGCUCCAUGUCCGCCACGUUGCCAUUGAACAGCUUCUCAAGAACUAUUCUAAGUUACCAUGUCUGCAAGUGGGGCGAACAGGAAUGAAGCCACACCUGUCCAUAAACAACUGA